GGCCAGUGUUGUGGGAUUAUGGUUAGGGCGGGGUCUGAUGAGUAGUGGGCGGGACUGUGCCUUAGGUGCUGUUCUCCAACGCGGCACAUUGCAAGGAGCAGGUGACAGCAGGAGGGGAGCAGUGAGGGCCCCAGCAGCGAGAGGUUUAGGGUGUAGUAGGCAGGUCUGCAUUCCGGGCCACGCAAGCUCGGGCCGCACAGCCCCACGGUCUGGCAGGAUCACUCAGCGCGGCGGAUCGGAGGUGACUGCGGGAGGGGGAGCACCCUGCGUGGGGACUGAGACGCGGAACAGGCUAGGAACCGACACCAUGGCUGUAGGCAACAUCAACGAGCUGCCGGAGAACAUUCUGCUGGAACUGUUCACCCACAUCCCGGCUCGCCAGCUACUGCUGCGCUGCCGACCAGUCUGCAGCCUCUGGAGAGACCUCAUUGACCUGGUCACACUCUGGAAGCGCAAGUGCCUUCAGGAGGGCUUCAUCACCGAGGACUGGGACCAGCCCGUGGCUGACUGGAAGAUCUUCUAUUUCCUGCGUAGCCUCCAGAGGAACCUCCUUCACAACCCUUGUGCCGAAGAGGGCUUUGAGUUCUGGAGCCUGGAUGUGAAUGGAGGAGAUGAAUGGAAGGUGGAGGAUCUCUCCAAGGACCAGCGGAAGGAAUUCCCCAAUGACCAGGUCAAGAAAUACUUCGUGACUUCCUAUUACACCUGCCUCAAGUCCCAGGUGGUGGACCUCAAGGCUGAAGGGUAUUGGGAGGAACUGAUGGACACCACCCGACCGGACAUCGAGGUCAAGGACUGGUUUGCAGCCAGGCCGGACUGCGGGUCCAAGUACCAGCUGUGCGUCCAACUCCUGUCGUCAGCUCACGCACCACUGGGAACCUUCCAGCCGGACCCAGUGAUGAUCCAGCAGAAAAGCGAUGCCAAGUGGAGGGAGGUCUCACACACAUUCUCCAACUAUCCGCCCGGCGUCCGCUACAUCUGGUUUCAGCACGGAGGCGUGGACACCCACUACUGGGCCGGCUGGUACGGCCCGAGAGUCACCAACAGCAGCGUCAUCAUCGGGCCUCCGCUGCCCUGAUGCCUCCUGAGCCCCAGUCCUCGGAGCCCUAAUUGGUAAACAGUCAGAAAGGGCCAAGCAUGGGAAGGGGAGGUGGAAGUCAGUCACUCCCAGACCUCAUUGUUAGUCUUCGCCCCCAGCUGCCUCUGUGUGGAGCUUCUAAUGUCUGGGCCACCCUUCUCCCUAGCCCUCCAGCAGAGCCGCCCCUCUAAGGGGCACAGUGCCUGAGGUUGGGCAGAUAAAAGAGGUUUCCUUCCUUCUCAGAGAGAGGUUCCCCGGCUCGUAUGCUUGCUUAGACCUGUUUCUACCCCUGACCCCUCUCCUUGUUCUCCUUAAGGAGCCUCAGAGCAGGGACAGACAGCAUAUCUGACAGGUUUGGGGACUGCCUUUAAUGAUGUAGACGCCAUAAGGCAGGUCCGGGAGAAGGCCCUGCUGGCCAAUCCUUAGCCUGGUUGUUGGCUGCUGUUUGGCCUUCAAGUCAGGCCUGGUACCAGAUAGGUAGGAUCAGACUGUCCUUGUCAUCAGCAAAGCCCCAGAGUCAAAGUGUGUACCAAUGAGCGCAGGACUCCCCAGAGGACUCAGGAUGAGAGGCAGGAUGGACCUGGACUCUGAGAGCUGGGAUGGGGAAACAGCAGAAGGACCUGGCCAAGUUCUCUGUGGCUUGGAGAUAUCCCAGCCCCAUCUGUAGGAGCUUCAAUCCACACACUACCCCUUGCCCCCAGCACCACCUCACCCCUCCUGUUACACAGCCAAAUAAAAUGUUUCCAGCCUC
Messenger RNA from Rattus norvegicus (Norway rat), 1826 nucleotides. RefSeq names its product F-box protein 44 (gene Fbxo44). Gene Ontology annotation, molecular function: ubiquitin-like ligase-substrate adaptor activity; carbohydrate binding. Gene Ontology annotation, biological process: SCF-dependent proteasomal ubiquitin-dependent protein catabolic process; proteasome-mediated ubiquitin-dependent protein catabolic process; glycoprotein catabolic process. The record is from RefSeq and is a predicted model, not a curated record. Gene Ontology annotation, cellular component: SCF ubiquitin ligase complex; nucleus; cytoplasm. Lineage: Eukaryota; Metazoa; Chordata; Mammalia; Rodentia; Muridae.